AUCAUCAUCAUCAUCAUCAUCAUCAUGUCAUCCUCAUCCGUGCGUCGUAGUACUUCAUCUGGCCAACUGAACACCAUCAACCCAAUAUAUCACAACCAAGAUUACUCGCUACCAACAACACCAUCACUGAUAGUCCAAUUUCCAUCCACAUUUAUCUUCGACCACCAUCAACCUCAAGAACUCGACUUUCUAUCACUCAACAACUCACCCUUCACUGCUAGUAACAAUAAGCCUCAUCUGAACUCGAAUAUCGAUCCCAGCUUAAUCAAUCCAUCUCCUAAACAAACCUCAAAAAUACACCACCACCACCAUCAUCAUGAAUCAGACAAGCAUCAAUCACUCAGGGGGUUCCUCAAGGAUCCCUCCUCAGACCCCGCCCUCCACACCCCCAGUCCAUCCCUCCGAUCACCAUUGAUCGAUCAAGAUCCAUUCACUGGAGUCGUCGGCACGGUCUCCAUGUCGGAUUACUCGAGCCAUCUCUCGAGCUUAGACCUGUUCGAUCGACUGACGACCGACGACUGGGAACGCGGGCUCACCAGCAGUACUCCCAUCUCCGCCUCCCAUCUCAGCGGCCACCAUCCCUCAUCAUCUACCUCCAACCACCAACGAUCAUCCUCACUCCCUCCGCCCGCGAUCCCCGAAUCUCCUUCCUCCUUGUCCGCUUCCGCGAGGCUCCUCCUGCCCAAAUCCUCCGAUCAUCCGCGCUUCACGAGCUAUCUCGACGGCCUCGACUUGCAUCUCUCCGCCUCCUCCUCCUUCCUCUUCGACGACGACGCCUUCCUGCCCGCCUACGUCAUCCCGACAUCCGCUGCUACUGCCACUUCUUCUUCGUCUUCUUCUUCUUCUUCUGCUUCCUCCGCAUCAUCAUCUUCUACCUUUUCUUCUUCUCCUUCAUCUACGCCUUCCACUCGCCUCGACAAUCCUCUCGACUCGAUCCACUCAACCCCUGACCACCAUCUCGAGCUCUUCCCGGGCUUAGAAGAAGACAAAGGUCUCCCGAUCGACCCCGCCAUCAUCGAUCCCUUCGGCCCUCCUUCUUCAUCAUCCACACCUCUGCCAUUCCAGAAGGACGGUCUGAUCCAUCCAAGCCUCUCACCAGCUGGCCCCAUAGACCUGACCAAGAAUUCUACCUGAAACAUCUUCUUAGCUCCAUCCUCGUCUACCUGG
Puccinia graminis f. sp. tritici CRL 75-36-700-3 is the source of this 1167-nucleotide messenger RNA. RefSeq lists its product as uncharacterized. The record is from RefSeq and is a predicted model, not a curated record. The coding region runs from base 25 to 1134 and encodes 369 amino acids. NCBI's taxonomy places the organism in Eukaryota, Fungi, Basidiomycota, Pucciniomycetes, Pucciniales, Pucciniaceae. The transcript is spliced from 2 exons.